Molecule: messenger RNA, 934 nt
Organism: Pogona vitticeps (central bearded dragon)
Lineage: Eukaryota; Metazoa; Chordata; Lepidosauria; Squamata; Agamidae
Gene: YBEY
Product: ybeY metalloendoribonuclease
Biological process (GO): rRNA processing
Molecular function (GO): metalloendopeptidase activity
Source: RefSeq, a predicted model, not a curated record
UCAUUUUGUAUCCUCCAAAGAAAUGGCAUGAAUGAUUGAUGAGUUCCUGGCGGCUCUUCUCUCCGUCCGUUGCCGGUGUUUUUCGUGAUCCGAGUCGUGGUGCCACACAUUUCAGGGACUCGGCGGGGGUGACGUUUCGUUUUUGCAGCGUCCUAGCCUUCCACACAUACACACCUUGAAGCGUCUUUGCCGACCCUGGUCAGGACGUGCUGGGUGCUUUAUGUACAAGAGGAGACGCACAGAGACCAUUGAGCUAAGAGGCCCUCGCUCGCCUCGACUAAGGUUGGAGCUGGAGAAGCGAAACAAGGCCGCUCUAAGUAAUAUGACCAACGACUACCUCAGCUAAGGACUUUGCAGGGCUUCCCUUUCGAAUAAGAUGAGCUUGAUCAUACGUAAUCUUCAGCAAACAAUAUCCAUCAGGAGGGUGCCACUUCGCAAGAAGACAGAACAAUUGCGUUGCAUUUUGGGAGUGCAGCAGUUUGAUCUUGGUCUUAUAUGUGUUAGUAACAGACACAUACAGUGGCUCAAUAAAACUUAUAAAGGGAAGAAUAUCCCUACUGAUGUCUUAGCUUUUCCUUUUCACGAGAAUUUGAAUAUAAAUGAACUGCCAUAUCCUUCUACUCGUGAUGAAUAUGACUUGGGAGACAUUUUUCUAGGUGUAGAAUAUAUCUAUCAGCAAUGUAAGGAGUACAAGGAAGAUUACAACAAUGUUCUUACUGUGACUGUUGCCCAUGGCAUGUGCCACUUGCUUGGAUAUAAACACAACACAGAAGCAGACUGGCUACAGAUGUAUGAAAAAGAAAUUCAAGUUCUUCAGGCACUAAACAAGUUGUCAGGAACAAACCUCCAACCACUGACCAAAAAUCACUUCUAGUGGUGCUAUCUGUAUGGUGCUUCAGAAAUAAAAGUAAUAAAUGCUGUAUUUUUUGUUUUA